This is a messenger RNA of Micropterus salmoides (largemouth bass), 2312 nucleotides long. RefSeq names its product zinc finger protein 260-like. The transcript has 3 exons. Bases 125 to 1540 code for a protein of 471 amino acids. Gene Ontology annotation, biological process: regulation of transcription by RNA polymerase II. Gene Ontology annotation, cellular component: nucleus. Lineage: Eukaryota; Metazoa; Chordata; Actinopteri; Centrarchiformes; Centrarchidae. The record is from RefSeq and is a predicted model, not a curated record. Gene Ontology annotation, molecular function: DNA-binding transcription factor activity, RNA polymerase II-specific; RNA polymerase II transcription regulatory region sequence-specific DNA binding.
GGACUCAUCUCCCGGGAGCCUCCGGAGCUACUGGAGGUAGCUUAGCAUGCUAACCGGAAGUUAGCCACAGUGCUAGUUAGCGUGAAAACGGUGUUUGUGAGUUCGUGGAGAAAAGUUUCGAGCGAUGGAAAUGAGUAAAGUCCAGGUGCUGAGAGCGUUGGUGAAGCAGCGACUGAGUGCGGCUGCUGAAGAGAUAUUCGGGCUGUUUGAAAGGACGAUAUCAGAGUACGAGCAGGAACUCUGUCGGUCCAAAGAGGAGAACCAGAGACACCGGAAGCUGCUGGACGCGGUGUUCCAGCCUGAAGUCCGGCUGCACAGAGCAGGGAGUCCUGCAGAUGUCCAGCAGCUGUUGGUGAGUAAAGAAGAGGUUCCCCCAGACCAGCAGGAGUGGAGCCCCAGGCUGGACCAGGAGGACCCACCAGAGCUGCCACACAUUAAAGAGGAACAGGAGGAACUCUGGACCAGUCAGGAGGGAGAACAGCUUCCAGGACUGGAGGAGGCUGAUAUCACCAAGUUCACAUUCACUCCUGUCCCUGUGAAGAGUGAAGAAGAUGAUGAAGAAGAGAAACCUCAGUCCUCACAGCUUCAUCAGAGCCAAACUGAACAGAUGGAAGCUGAUGGAGAGGACUGUGGAGGACCAGAACCAGCCAGGAACUCUGAUCCAGAUCGACUUGUACAACCAGUUAGUAACGACGAUUCUCUGGACUGGACUGAAACUGACAAGAGUGAUGGAGACUGGGAGGAGACCAGAGAACCUCAUUCAGGUUUAAACUCUCACAAUAAGGAUGAAGCCCCAGUCAGUCGUAGGACACACAUUACUGACGACAAACAGUUUAGCUGCUCUGAGUGCGGGAAAAGAUUUGGAAACAAGAGAAAUCUGAAGAUACACAUGAAAAUUCACACAGGAGAGAACUCUUUUAGUUGCUUAGUUUGCGGUAUAAUAUUUUCAGAGGGAGGAGAUCUGAGACGACACAUGGCGGUCCACACGGGGGAGGAACGAUUCAGCUUCAGUGUUUGUGAUGAAAGAUUCACUUUGUUCACAAAACAGAGCAAAAGCCACAAGUUGGUCGGUCAUCAGUCCGUAGGGUUAGAACCAGAAAGGAACUCUGAUCCAGAAAGACUUUUACAACCUGCUGAUUCUGGACUUAAGGUUGAAAUCAGUGAUGGUUGGAAGAAGGCCAGAGGACCUCAGUCAAGUUUAAACUUUCUGAAAAAUAACAAAGCACCAGCAAGUAAAGUGAGACGUAAUGCAGGCGGGAAAUCAUUCCGCUGCGCCGAGUGUGGGAGACUAUUUAGUCAGAAGUCAAAUCUGAACACACACAUGAAAAUCCACACAGGAGAGAAACCCUUCAGCUGCUCGUUCUGUGGAAAACAAUUUAGAGAAAAGGGAAAUAUGAGGCAGCACAUGGUCGUCCACACGGGGGAGAAACCUUUCAGCUGCAGCGUUUGUGACCAAAGGUUCAGUUGGCGUAGACAGCUGAAAAAACACAAGUGUGUUGGUGAAGCUGCAGCAGGAAACGAACGUCCUUCUUCCAGUUAGGUUGAAUCCAGAUGUUCGGAUGUCUCCACACAAACUGGCAGACUUCAAACCUGCUGAAGCUGCGACGCUUGAUUCAGAUGAACAACAGCAGGUGACUGAUGGAGACCGAAGCUUCAAAAGUCUCUGCUGCUUCAGAAAGAUUCAUCCAGCUGAACUCUGUGACCGAAGAUGUUGAUGAUGUUCACAAAGACAGAAUCGGCGCUGUGAGAACAUUUAGGGCUCAUUUAAUGGAUCCCAUCCUCCAGUCACAUCACACCGAGACUCUGGAAAUGUUCCAUAAACAUCGGCCAUCAAGUUAAACACGAGUCCACAGCGGCUGUGACCCUCAGCAGGAAGGUCCGUUCAUCUUUUAGAUCUGCAGUCAUUAUUUCACUGGAACAUCUUUCACUGGAAAAUCUUAGAGCUGCUAUAAGCUCUACAGACCUGCAGGUGUCGCCGUGCUGCUGCGUUUGAGGCUCCAUCACUAGAAGAGGUGUUAACAGCCUGCAGCGUUCACGUCUUUGCACGACUCCAGAUGUUUGGUUGUUAAAGUUACUGAACUUCGGUAAUAAAACACUUCAGUUAUUAAAUAUUUAAAGUUUAACCAAUUCGGACACAUCAGAGCUUUCUGAAGAGUUUCAGGACUAAUUAGGAUGACGGUGUUUGAAACCUGACGUGAAGGUGGCAUCGUUCUACAUCUGUUCUUUCCUCAUUCUUAGUGACAUGUUAUUCUUCAAAAGUCCAUUUUAGAUUUGUGUGAAUUGUUUAAAAUAAAAUGAAACAGGUUCCUGCA